AUGAUCCUCUUCAAUAUCCGCACUCCAGUUUCCAAAUGUUUCUUCGUUAAACCACGUGUUGGGAUGGUUGAACCUAAUAAAACAGUCAAAGUGUAUUUCACAUUCAAAGGAAAAUGCCAUCGUGUUCCAUCCGAUUAUUGCUGGAUCUACAACAUUUAUCACAUUGUAAUAGGUCAGAAAGACACUGCAUUCGUCAAGGAAGACGAGUUUUCGUCGAUGAAUUUGAGAACAGUCUGGAAUGAGAAGGGCAAGGGAGACAUCAAUAACAUUCUACAUUUAGCUUGUCUAUUUGAUGAGAAGGCAAAAGUGAAACAUGAGUGUAAGGGACAUAAAAUUGAUAGAGGAUUGCAUUUGAAUGACCAAGGAGAAGUUGAGCAAGUGGUUGUGGAGGAGUCGAAAGGAGAAGCGUCAAGCACACCAUCUAAAAUUGUCAAGCUCAAAAAGACACCAUCCAGCAGUGACACGACAGAUGAACUUCCAAAGACUGCUGAUUCAUAA
Molecule: messenger RNA, 498 nt
Organism: Caenorhabditis briggsae
Lineage: Eukaryota; Metazoa; Nematoda; Chromadorea; Rhabditida; Rhabditidae
Exons: 2
Coding region: 1-498 (165 amino acids)
Source: RefSeq, a predicted model, not a curated record